AUGAGAUUCUUCAUCAUCCUUCUCUUGGCUCUUUUGGCUGUCAGUGCUCUUGGUAAGUUCAAUUUAACAUUAAAAAAUAUCUGAAGAUGACUAUUUUAAACCUUAUUUUGUUUUUUGAAUACUGUCAUGCACACCAUAACCCUUUAGGAGCCGCUCACCACGGUAAAAAGCCUGUUCACAAGAAGCCGGCCCACCACCCUCCAGCCCACAAAGCUCCAGCUCACAAAGCCCUAGCCAAAGCCGGUACCAAAGCUCCAUUUGGAACUGGUGCCACUUCAGCUGCCAAGACUACUGGUGCUGCUGCGGCCGCUACUACCGCCAAGGCUUCUUAA
Molecule: messenger RNA, 332 nt
Organism: Bursaphelenchus okinawaensis
Lineage: Eukaryota; Metazoa; Nematoda; Chromadorea; Rhabditida; Aphelenchoididae
Source: the annotation of a GenBank genome assembly